Molecule: messenger RNA, 2806 nt
Organism: Gryllus bimaculatus (two-spotted cricket)
Lineage: Eukaryota; Metazoa; Arthropoda; Insecta; Orthoptera; Gryllidae
Source: the annotation of a GenBank genome assembly
UUUGGAGGACAGCUCCAGUGGAUAGUUAUGCGCCAACGCCCCUUGGGGUCGGGAAUUGCCAGACACGUCCACGAGGUCGACGGAAGAAGUUCGUGCCAGCGACUGCCGAUCCGUGAGAAAUCAUUUGAUCGUCUCGCGAAUACCUAUACUACAGGCGCCUGUUGAUGGCAGACACUCCAGGGCCUCCGGAGGGCGAAGGCGCGGAAACUGAUGGCGCUGGCGGUGGCCGCAGAGCGCACUUUCAAACAGAGGGCGACGUUGAGCAGUCGCCCAAUGGCGUCGUCAAGAUCUCCAGCCCAAGACAAGACCCCACAUCCAAUGAAGAUAUCAGCCUCUCAAUGUCAUUCAGGUCAUCGUGCACAAAGUUCUCUGAUCUACAAACCUCGACGGAACGCGGCAAUCAACGAGUGGUGGCCUCUUCCAGAAACGCUCCACUUUCCCCAGUUCCUGAAGAUCUUCCUUUAGGCGACCACACAGACACAGGAGAAGGCACUAGAAAGAGAAGUGGCUGGAAACAAUAUUUAAAAAUUACGCUCCUGGCAAUUGUCUGGGCAAUUUUUACUGUCACUCUUAUGAUAACCAGUGAAAAAGAAAUCACAGUGCAUCAAAUCUCUAUUCCAGAAAAUGCAACAAGGACAUAUUGGAUAUUGGAUCAACCUCUGAGUGAUCAAUUAAGUAUCACCAUUCAAGGUGCUCUUCUUCCUGCUUAUUACAGCAACAUGUCUUCAAAAUCCCUCAGUGUUUGGGUUCAAGUAUUAGAAAAAAUAGAGAACGAGAAAUUUGUGCUUUCAAAUUCAUCCGUUUAUGACCAAUCUAUUUACUUCACAGAAAAUGUGAGUGAUGCUUGGAUUAUUCCACUAGUUUCAAGCAAAGAUUUGAUUGACUUUGUGCCUGAAGUAACAACCACAAAGAGAUUCCUUUUUAAAGGAAUAAAUUUUACAUGUAAAGAUCCAGAGGUCUUGGUAGCUCGAAUUCAAAUGAGUACUAAUAUGGAAGCAAGUUUUCCUGUAGCCCUUUCUUAUGAUCUUACACCUAUUGACACGUACAAAGGACAGAUUUAUGGAGGUGUAGUUUUGUUUGGGUUAUAUGGAUUGAUAAUAACUGAAACUGUGCACAGAGCAUUAGCAGCAAUUGUUGCAUCUACCAUGUCAGUAGCUAUUUUAGCAGCAAUGAAUGAAAGACCAACAAUGCAUGAAUUAGUCUCUUGGAUUGAUAUAGAAACUCUCCUCCUGCUAUUUUCCAUGAUGGUUCUUGUGGCAAUUCUAGCAGAAACUGGUAUUUUUGACUCCUUGGCAGUAUAUGCAUAUCAGAUUACAAAUGGGAGAGUAUGGCCUUUAGUGAAUACAUUAUGCCUUUUCACUGCUGCUCUUUCUUCAUUUUUGGAUAAUGUAACAACUGUGCUGCUUAUGACACCUGUGACAAUAAGACUGUGCGAGGUGACUGAAUUGAACCCAAUCCCUAUACUUAUGUCUAUGACUAUGUUUUCAAACAUUGGAGGGGCAUUAACACCUGUUGGGGAUCCUCCUAAUGCAAUUAUUGCAUCACAUCCUGACAUCAUAGCUGCUGGAAUAGACUUUGGUGUUUUCACCCUUCAUAUGGGAGUUGGAGUUUUCUUGGCCCUAAUAUCAAUUAAUAUCUUCUUGAGACUAAAAUUCAAAAACAUAAGUGAUUUAAGAUUCACUGAGCCACAAGAUAUUCAAGAACUAAGACAUGAAAUUGCAAUUUGGAAGAGAGCUGCAGCCUCUUUGUCUACUUAUUCAAAAGAUGAAGAUAUUGUUCGCCGAACACUUCUGCUGAGAGUGAGAAGAUUAACAACAGAUUUGAAACGCAAAUUGAAUAAUACUUACAAAGCUACUCUUGAAGAACUUAAAGCAAAGUACCCCAUUAGAGACAAAGUUCUUCUAAUAAAAUCAGGACUGGCAUUAUUUUUUGUCAUCCUCCUUUUCUUUCUGCAUUCUGUACCUCAACUAAAACUUUCUCUUGGGUGGACAGCUCUUUUAGGAGCAAUUCUGCUGCUGCUCUUAACUGCAGACAAUGAAAUUAUGGAAAGUGUUCUUAACCGAAUAGAAUGGGGUACUCUACUGUUCUUCGCAGCUCUUUUUGUAUUAAUGGAGGCAUUAUCUCGUUUGGGCUUAAUAGAUUUGGUGGGAUCACUGACCGAGAGAUUUGUUUUAAGUUUACCAGUUAAUGCAAGACUGAGUGGAUCAAUAAUUUUCAUUCUUGUCAUAUCAGCAAUUGCUUCAUCAUUUGUUGAUAAUAUUCCUCUUACCACCAUGAUGAUACGCAUCGUUACAUCGUUGGCACAAAAUACUGAUAUUAAUCUGCCCUUGCAGCCACUUGUAUGGGCUCUUGCUUUUGGGGCUUGUCUUGGAGGGAAUGGAACUCUCAUUGGUUCAUCAGCAAACAUGGUGUGUGCUGGAGUUGCAGAACAGCAUGGUUACAAAUUCACUUUCAUUCAAUAUUUUAAACUUGGUUUUCCUGUUACAACAAUUAGUGUUAUAGGAGCUGGCAUCUACCUCCUGAUUGCACAUGUUGUCUUCACAUGGCAUGAUCAGUGAUUUAUUGUGAAUGGUACUGUAUAUUUCAAAGUAUUUUAGCAAGAUCUUAGAGGCAGAAUCAAGUACAUAAUAAUAUUAAAAAUAUGUUAUGUACGGUUUACAAAAUUUUAGUAUUAAGCUAAGAAAUUAUAAUUUCAAAAAUGUAUUAAUGUAAAAGCAUUUUUCAUGUACUUAUUUUACAUUUAUUUUACCAAAUAUAUGUCUACAUGUAAAGAAUAUAAAAAUAAAUUUGCUCAAUUCUAAGAAAA